AUGAGCCAUAAAGGACGGCAGGGAAGGAUGAGCGAGUGUUCCGGAGCAGCUGUAUCCGGAGUGGUGAUCCUGGAGGAGCCUGAGGUUUCAGGGGCAACCGGGGGCCGUCGGGAGGGCCAGGCCCAGGAUCAAGGUCCCCUCCGCUGUGCCGUUUGGCCACGCCAGCAGACAUGGCUGUGUGUGGUCCCUUUACUCAUCGGUUUCAUUGGCCUUGGAUUGAGCUUGAUGCUGUUGAAAUGGAUUGUAGUUGGCACAGUGCGGGAUUAUGUGCCGACGGACUUGGUGGAUGCUAAUCGAAUAGGCCAGGAUCCUAUCUUCCUCUCCAAGCCAAGCGGGAUUCCCAAAGGUCCCGAUACUACCACAACCACGAUUACUCCCACAGCUGAAGGCGGGAACCCCACGGCUAGAACUGUAACAGGUAGAGCUCGCUCCACCGCUACAACCACUACUAUAAACCCCCGAGGAGGUGGAGCCUCGGGGAGCCAAGUUACCCCUCGGAAUCCUGGAAAUCGUAACGGACGUGGACCUUCAGGUUUUACUACAACCACAGCGGCACCGAGGACCACCUUCAUAAUUGGAGCGGCGACAUCUAGCCCCUCUCCGUCCAAUCCGACGGUGCUACAUGACUCUACGCAGAUGUGGACCCCGGAGCAUACCACUACUGAGACCGCCUCCACUACUCUCACCACCCGUACUCAUGGCCACCGCAAAGCACCGUCUCCGACCGUCCCUCCGCUGCACUCGGAGCAUUUCAAACCCUGUCAUGAGAAGGACCUGGCGUACUGCCUGAACGGGGGCGAGUGCUUUGUCAUCGAGACGCUCAGCGGGCCCCACAAGCACUGCAAUUGUAAAACAAGCACAGGAUUGUCCCCCAGAGCGCAGUUUAGUGCUGUCGCUGUGCGAGGGCCGGAGAGCAAAGAGGUGUACAAGAGACAGGUGCUGUCACUCACAUGCAUCGCGAUGACUAUCAGCCUCCUGGGAACCCUGUGCAUGGCCCUCUACUGCCGCAACAAGAGACGCAGAGAGAAGCUCCAGGCUCAUCUGAAGGAGAGUCGCAGUCUGAAGAACUACUCUGCAAACUCCCACAACCCCCUGGAGGUCAAGCUGAGGACCCAGAGCACCAACCUGCAGAUGCACGAGUUCUGCAAACGCUCCUCGCCGCCCCGCCAGGGAAACGUGAGCGAGUCCAGCUUCGCUCACUGCAACAGCACCGCCGCCACCGCCGGGGCCGCGUCCAGCAUCUCCAGAGGAACCGCCAAACACCACAGCCCAGAUCAGAAAACCCGGACAGCCCAUUGGUCGGCGUCCCGCAGGACCCCGCCCAUUCCCAGAGGACGGCUAAAUCCAAUGGGAGUGUCCAAGUUUUCAGGCCCCGCCUACCAACACCUGCAGGAAGUCGACUCUACCGAGAAGGAAGCUGAGGCACAAAGACGCUGCCAAACACAGGGAGGGAACCCGGGCGACGACCCCCGACGAGAUGCCCUCCUACAUAUGCAAGCUCCUGUCCUCAUGGAGACGACGUCCCUGUCCCCUUGGAGCGGUGGCUCAGCGGUACGUUCAGGCCCGUGUGCUCCCUCCGAGUACACCGACUCGAGUCCCGCCACCCGCAGCCUGCGGAGGCCCGGCCGCCGCCAAGGCCACUCCCCGCCUCCUCCCUUUCGCUCCUGCUCCAUCCCCAUCAUCCCCUCCGUCCAGUGUCACCACGACAGCGAGGUGUCGUGUAUGCAAACCAGUGUCCCUCCGGGGACCGCCGCGAAGUCCGUCCCCUGCGGAGCCACGCCCUGCAAGGACGAGAGGAGGGGGAGGUCGUCUUCUUCCUGCUCGCCCGUCAUUGGCCAGCAGCAGGAUGAGGUGGCGCUGCUGCUGGAGGAGGCGCAGGAGCAGCUCUGGGCGUUGGCCCAGGCUCACAGGAAGCAGGAGGAGGGCGGGGUCAUCAGUGGCGGAAUGGCGGCGGCGCCGGUGGAGGCCAGAGAAACAGUUUGCUUCCUGAACCUUAUCGGAGGAGGCGCUGGCGUGCUGAGCUGUAACGGACCAACGCAGACCCAGUUACUCAGCCCCAGCCUAUCACACAGAGACCUGGGCCACGCCGGCCAAUGA
Messenger RNA from Pleuronectes platessa (European plaice), 2097 nucleotides. Its product is annotated as pro-neuregulin-3, membrane-bound isoform. The transcript is spliced from 8 exons. Gene Ontology annotation, molecular function: chemorepellent activity. Gene Ontology annotation, biological process: nervous system development; animal organ development; intracellular signal transduction. Bases 1 to 2097 code for a protein of 698 amino acids. Lineage: Eukaryota; Metazoa; Chordata; Actinopteri; Pleuronectiformes; Pleuronectidae. The record is from RefSeq and is a predicted model, not a curated record.